Molecule: messenger RNA, 2806 nt
Organism: Fukomys damarensis (Damara mole-rat)
Lineage: Eukaryota; Metazoa; Chordata; Mammalia; Rodentia; Bathyergidae
Gene: Cdc25b
Product: cell division cycle 25B
Exons: 16
Coding region: 111-1676 (521 amino acids)
Biological process (GO): positive regulation of G2/MI transition of meiotic cell cycle; G2/M transition of mitotic cell cycle; positive regulation of G2/M transition of mitotic cell cycle
Cellular component (GO): nucleus; cytoplasm
Molecular function (GO): protein tyrosine phosphatase activity
Source: RefSeq, a predicted model, not a curated record
GCGCCCAGCGCCCGGGCCACCUACCCGGCCUCGGGCUGGGUUCUGAGGGCCUCCUGGGGUCCCCGGAGCCUGCGGCCUCUUGCUCUCCGGUCACCACCCUCACCCAGACCAUGCACAAGCUCGCUGGGCUCGGCAGAGAUACCCCAACUCAUCCGGUAGGGACCCUGCCUCUCCGGAGUCAGCUAACUCGCCUAUCCCUGCCUCGGCGGGCAUCAGAAUCCUCCUUGUCAUCUGAGUCCUCAGAAUCUUCUGAUGCAGGUCUCUGCAUGGAUUCCCCCAGUCCUAUGGACUCCCAGAUGGCAGAGCAGAUGUUUGAACAGGCUAUUCAGGCAGCCAGCAGGGCCAUGCGAAAUGAUCACUUUUCCAUCAGACGCUUCCAGUCCUUGCCAGUGAGGCUGCUGGGCCACAGCCCUGUGCUCCGGAACAUCACCAACUCCCAAGCACUCGACCGCUGGAGCAAGAGCGAGGCGGGUGGCAGAACUGCCAGCGGUCCCGAGGAGGAUAAGGAGAAUGAGGGGUUUGUUUUCAAGAUGCCAUGGAAGCCCACAGGUCCUGGCCCUGCUCACGGCCUGGCAGAGUGGGCCAGCCGCAGAGAGGCCUUUACCCAGAGGCCAAGCUCCGCCCCCAACCUGAUGUGUCUCACUCCCGAGCAGAAGAUGGAAGUAGAGGAGCUGAGCCCCAUGGCUCCUUCUCACCGCCUCUCUCUGAGUCCUGCUGAGGGAGCUGCCCAGGAAGAUGAUGGAUUUGUCGACAUCCUGGAGAGUGAUUUAAAGGAGGAUGAUGCAGUCCCCCCAGGAAUGGAGAGCCUCAUUAGUGCCCCACUGGUCAAGACCUUGGAUAAGGAAGAGGAGCAGGACCUCAUCAUGUUCAGCAAGUGCCAGCGGCUCUUCCGCUCUCCAUCCAUGCCCUGUAGUGUGAUCCGGCCCAUUCUCAAGAGGCUGGAGCGGCCCCAGGAUAGGGAUACGCCUGUCCAGAGUAAGCGGAGGAGGAGCGUGACCCUCCCAGAGGAGCAGCAGCAGCCUGAGGAACCCAAAGCCCGGGUUCUCCGCUCAAAGUCCUUGUGUCAUGAUGAGAUAGAGAGUAUCCUGGACAGCGACCACCGCGGGCUCAUUGGAGAUUACUCCAAGGCCUUCCUCCUACAGACAGUGGAUGGCAGACACCAAGACCUCAAAUACAUCUCUCCAGAAACUGUGGUGGCUCUGUUGAUGGGCAAGUUCAGCAACAUCGUGGAGAAGUUUGUGAUUGUGGAUUGCAGAUACCCCUAUGAGUAUGAAGGCGGGCACAUCAAGACUGCUGUGAACUUGCCCCUUGAACGAGAUGCCGAGACCUUCCUGCUGCAGAGUCCAAUCACACCCUGUAGCCUGGAUAAGAGGAUCAUCCUCAUUUUCCACUGUGAAUUCUCAUCAGAGCGUGGGCCCCGCAUGUGUCGAUUCAUCAGGGAACGCGACCGCGCAGCCAAUGACUACCCAAUGCUCUACUACCCUGAGAUGUACAUCCUCAAAGGUGGCUACAAGGAGUUCUUCCCACAGCACCCGAACUUCUGUGAGCCCCGGGACUACCGGCCCAUGAAUCACGAGGCCUUCAGGGAAGAGCUGAGGACCUUCCGCCUCAAGACGCGCAACUGGGCUGGGGAGCGGAGCAGGCGGGAGCUCUGCAGCCGGUUACAGGAACAGUGAGGCUCAGUCGCCAAUCUUGCCACCUUCCUUGCCUCACAGGGCCUGGGUGCCAGUGUCCCAGGGGCCUGCCAGAGGCCUCAGGUGCUAGCUGGGGGGAGAUAGCACAGGUGUUCUGCUGUCUGCCCCGUCCCCAGUUUCCUUUGUCUCCCUCCAGUCACUUCCACACUCUAGUGCCACCCUAGUCUGGUGGUUUGUGCCAGCUCAGAGCAAGCAUUUGGUGCUCAGUAGAGCCUUUGGGCUUUUCUUUUUCCUUGUCUGGGUUGCCUCUUUGUCUUUUUAUGUCCAGCAAAGUCAUGUGUGUGUCUGCGUGUAACUUUGUACAUGUGUGUGUGUGUUGAGGCUGGGGGAGCCACAGUCUCUGAGGAUUUGCAGACAAGCUCUGUCAUGGCCUGGGCACCAGCCAGCUCCCUGCUCCCUGCCCCUAGGCACUGACCAGGCCAGGACUGCUCCUGCCCUCUGCAGGAACCAGUGUCUGUCAUGUUGUCCCUUUCUCCUCUCUUUCCUGUCUUUCCUUAUAAGCACCUCCAGUGUAAACAUAAGCUCUUACUCUUUCCUGUUGCAAUGUUACCUGCAAGCUUGAUUUGUCUGAUUUUACCUGUCUCAGGACGUACACACUUGCCAUGGAACUCCCCCAUCCAGCUUGGGCUCGAGAUUUGAGAACAUCAGUUACCCACCUGGCCUUGGCUUUUGUUGCCCCAGAGAGGGAUGUUGUGAUCCUUGAGAGCAUCCAGGGCAAAGGCUAAGGCCUGAAUCAGAGGCCCCAGAAGCCCAGAACUCACUGCUGUGAAUCCUGGGGCCUCAUUGGUCCUAAUUUACUGCUGUCCUGUCACGGAUAGAUUGAUGGACAGUCAUGGGUACAUGGUGCCUUGCACAUAUGUGCACACACAGAUCGGGUGGAAGCACUUUGGUGAACAUGACAACCUGUGGCAGGAGUGUGCAUGUGUCUAUCUGUGUGGACAGAAGUCUUUACACUUCAAAUUUGGAAAUAUUCAAGAGGAAACCGAGCAGUUAAACCAAGUGCCCAGCACCCUCUGCGUUUGGAAUCUCAAGAUGUGAGAAGGGCUGUACUUGAAGGCCCAAUGAGUCAGCUGUUAGGGCCUUGGUUCAAUAAAGCACUGAUGAGCAAGUUA